GUUGAAAAAUGCAAAUCAGAUAGAAGAAGAAAAGAGUGUAAAAGAGAGAGACAGACUCGAAAUCAAUCGGAAUCAGAAAAAUGAGCGGAGUUUCGACGGCGGCGUACUUUGCGCGGCGAGCGGCGCAGAAGGAGAAGGUUCGAAUUCUCUAUCGCCGUGCCCUUAAGGAUACUCUCAAUUGGGCUGUUCACCGCCAUAUUUUCUACCGAGAUGCUUCUGAUCUGCGCCAGAGGUUCAAUGAGAACCAAGAUGUGGAGGAUGUCGACAGAAUCGACAAACUGAUUGCUCGUGGUGAAGCAGAAUACGACAAAUUUAGGCACCCUGAUCCUUAUAUCGUUCCAUGGGCUCCUGGUGGCUCCAAGUUCUGUAGAAACCCGACUCCGCCUGCCGGGAUUGAGAUUGUGUACAACUAUGGUCUAGAAGACAACCCAUGAUCAACCUAGUUUGCUUCUUUUUUCAUACCCAUUCAAUAAAAUUGAAGAAGCAUCUGGUGCCUAUGGUUCAGCAGAUAAAGUUUAAAGACUUUCAAGGUUGAGACUUUGAGGGAACCGCAAUUGUAGUUUUCAAAGAUGUUUCUUUCGAGUAAGACAAAUCUUGUUUUGAGACUUGGUUUUAUAUAUCUCCAUCUAAACAAAAUAUUUCUGGUUGCUCUUUAGCUGCCAAGCAUGUCUUCAUGAAUCGUGGAUGUUUCCGACCAUGAAAACUUUUCAGGAAAACAAAAAAGAAAGUGUGUUCUCUUUACUUUGGCCGCAUAAUAAAUACUUGGAACUCAAAUCUAUCAGCUUUUUAACGUUUCUGGUUUAAUUCGAACAGGAUUUGUUCUCCCGUUACAGUCCUUUAGUCUCU
Messenger RNA from Thlaspi arvense, 846 nucleotides. NCBI's taxonomy places the organism in Eukaryota, Viridiplantae, Streptophyta, Magnoliopsida, Brassicales, Brassicaceae. The record is from the annotation of a GenBank genome assembly.